CCUUUUACUCAAAGUAUCCAAAAAUUCCUCUACUUUCGAACUUCUCAACUUUCAAAUCUCUCUCUCUCUCUCUCUCUCUCUCUCUCUCAUAAUUAAGGACUUGAGUAAGGUGAAGUGAAAUGGGUUUAGAAGAAGAAACAUCAACUUUAGAGCUCAUUAGGCAACAUCUUCUCAACGACUUUACUUCCAUGGAUAAUUUCAUCAACGGCCUCAACUUCUGCACUGCCAAUAUCCCCAAAUCCCAACCGUUGACUCAACCUUCACUUUCCGAGCUCCCAAACAGUACUGCUAGUUCUACUAAUCACUUUAAAGUCUCUGAUUUCUUGAUAACCCCAAAGCAAGAAGAAGCUCACAGUUUCGAGUUCGAAACCAAACCACAAAUCCCCCACCCGAAACCCACCAACGCCCUUAGCCAGCGCCGGCCCUCUAUAAACGUCGCGAUUCCGCCGGCCGGAUUCCAGACUCCGGCACUGGCGCCGGCCCCGGAGACCGACAAUUACGGCGAUGUUAGGCACUACAGGGGAGUGCGGAGGCGGCCGUGGGGUAAGUUCGCGGCGGAGAUUCGGGACCCGAACCGCCGCGGCUCCCGCGUGUGGCUCGGGACGUUCGACACCGCCAUCGACGCAGCCAGGGCCUACGACCGCGCUGCCUUCAGAAUGCGCGGGAGCAAGGCCAUCCUAAAUUUUCCCCUGGAAGCUGGAAAAUUUCCAUCUCCCGUGCCAGCGCCGGAGAAGAGUGGUUCUCCGGCGAGCGGCGACCGGAAGAGGAGAAGAGAUGAAGAAGAGAAUGUCAGAGAUAACAAGAGCAAGGCGUUGAAGAGUUCGGAAGAAACGACGUCGUCUUCUUCAGAGAGUACCACCGUGACGGUUUGUCCGUUGACGCCUUCAAGUUGGACGGCCGUUUGGGACAGUAAGGACGUGAUGGGAAUUUUCUCGGUGCCGCCACUGUCACCGUUAUCUCCUCACCCAUCAUUUGGAUAUUCUCAACUCAUGGUUAUCUGAAAAAAAAAAAAAUUGCUAAACUAGGAAAGGUCAAAGACUGCAAUUCAAACCAGCCAUAUGAAUAUGACGCAAGCAAAUUAAAGGGCAAAACAGAGAGUUAUCCACAGCUCUUUUCCCAAGAGAUUAUAAGAAAAGUCAAAGGGAUUGAGGUGGCUGAGUUUUGUAAAUACAAGUGUGUAUUUUUUUUUUUUUUUCCAAUGUGCGACUUAAGUUAAUUAAGUUCUUUACUUCUAUCUUAACAGUACCAGAUUGAGCUACAAAGGGCUCUAAAUCUGUGUACUAUGUAUGAUGUAAAACUUUAUAUGGUUGAGAAUUUGAUUUGUUUAUUCGUUUA
Messenger RNA from Morus notabilis, 1335 nucleotides. RefSeq names its product ethylene-responsive transcription factor ERF105-like. Bases 120 to 1001 code for a protein of 293 amino acids. The transcript has 2 exons. NCBI's taxonomy places the organism in Eukaryota, Viridiplantae, Streptophyta, Magnoliopsida, Rosales, Moraceae. Gene Ontology annotation, biological process: ethylene-activated signaling pathway; regulation of DNA-templated transcription. The record is from RefSeq and is a predicted model, not a curated record. Gene Ontology annotation, molecular function: DNA binding; DNA-binding transcription factor activity.